Molecule: messenger RNA, 758 nt
Organism: Drosophila rhopaloa
Lineage: Eukaryota; Metazoa; Arthropoda; Insecta; Diptera; Drosophilidae
Gene: a5
Product: putative odorant-binding protein A5
Exons: 2
Coding region: 1-633 (210 amino acids)
Source: RefSeq, a predicted model, not a curated record
AUGAAAUUGCAUGGGUUACUUUUGCUAUUCCUGGGCUUCAUUUGCCUGAGUCGCAGUCAGGACGAAAAUGAGAAUGUUCGCAGGAUAAUGAAGGAAAUGGAGGUGAUCCCUGAAAUUUUAGAUGAACCGCCCAACGAAUUACUCAGGAUUAAAUAUGACAACACCUUUGACAUCGAAGAGGGCAAGUCCUAUACUCCAAAAGAACUUAAAUUCCAACCCAGACUUGAUUGGAACGCGGAUCCUGAGACAUUUUACACUGUGGUUAUGAUUUGUCCCGAUGCUCCGAAUCGUGAGAAUCCCAUGUACCGAUCCUGGCUUCAUUGGCUGGUGGUCAAUGUUCCCGGAUUGGAUAUAAUGAAGGGUCAACCCAUAUCGGAUUACUUUGGUCCUCUGCCACCAAAAGACAGUGGAGUUCAGCGCUAUCUUAUUCUGGUCUAUCGGCAAUCGGAUAAACUGGAUUUUGAUGAGAAGAAGAUAGAGCUAAGUAAUGCCGAUGGUCAUAGCAAUUUUGAUGUGAUGAAGUUUGCCCAGAAGUACGAAAUGGGAACUCCAGUGGCGGGAAAUAUAUUCCAAUCCAGGUGGGAUGAAUAUGUUCCGGAGUUGAUGAAGACACUCUAUGGUGUUGAUGAGUAAAGCUUGUAUUUCUAAAUGGAUACGGAUUGUGAGCGGUGGAGAGGUUCCUUGGUUGAGUUUAUAAGUAUUUGUUUUAUGUUUACGUUGAAUAAAAAUAUCUAGAUAGUAAUGAGCAUUCCAAAAAU